Molecule: messenger RNA, 9234 nt
Organism: Cygnus olor (mute swan)
Lineage: Eukaryota; Metazoa; Chordata; Aves; Anseriformes; Anatidae
Gene: USP53
Product: ubiquitin specific peptidase 53
Exons: 16
Coding region: 1764-5093 (1109 amino acids)
Biological process (GO): response to auditory stimulus; protein deubiquitination; sensory perception of sound
Cellular component (GO): cell-cell junction
Molecular function (GO): cysteine-type deubiquitinase activity
Source: RefSeq, a predicted model, not a curated record
ACAUGAGGCAGUGAACUUAUUCGAUGCAGCGCCUCGUACUUCACACAGUAUCUUCUGGAGCAAAACAUUACUGCAGUCUGGAUGAUCUAAAGGAUAUGAGGGAAGCGAGCUUUACAAGGAAAGGACUUUACUUAUUAUUGCAGAAGGUGGUAUUGCAAAAGUGAACGUGCAUUCAUACACAUAAACACUUGUCCAAUCCUCAAAGACCAUAAAAAGUCAAUUGGAAAAAUGGGAAUGUAAAAAGUCACGUGCUAAAGACUGGUACUGGGUGUGGUAACACAUAUUUUCAUUACUAGCCUAGAAGUGAAAUGUGUUAAUGAAAUCUACAUCUUUAUCCAAGAAAAUAACAGCAAAGUACUUAAGGCACUUGAGCAACUAGAAACACAAGUAUUCAUCAACAUACAAUUCCUUUUGCAAAUAACAAAAGGAAACACUCCUCCCUCCCCAAAAUAAUAGACCAGAUAAAAAUAAUAGGGAACAUGACUUUGGGGUGAUGACCCCAGGGCAGAUCUUUAGGUGAUACUAAGUAGGAUCUUUCUGAGCUCUGUGGAACUGAAACGCAAGGCAGCUUUGGGAUACGUGUACACUUGCUUGGGGUCUGUCAUCAAAACCGCCCUCAUCCCACAGGCACCCCCGUGCCUGUGUAACUUCACGGUCACCUCGCGUAGAGCCAAAGCGUGCUGACAGACAUCCAGCAGCCAGCCCUGACAAACAAUUGCUGGAAAAACACCCGCUGCCCCGUCCGUUUUACCAGGCGAUUAACUCCCAAACCCAGCGGUUUGGAGCAGCCCCAACACCGGCCUCAUGCCUGCAACCGGCCGGUUACGUCGGGGCUCCUCCCGGGGGGAGGGGGGGGGGUAACGACGCCCUCAGCGACAGCCUCGCCUCAGCUCCCGCUGCCCUCAGCCGCCGGCCAGAGGGGCGUUAACGGCCGAGGCCACGCCGCGCGCGCCAACCGUUGGCACCCGCCCAACGGCCGGCCUCGCGCCCCAGCGAGGGGUGGGGGGAGCGGGCGAACGGCGGCUCGCGCAGCGCGCAGGCGCGGAGGAGGAGCGAGCGCGAGACCCGGCGUAGACGGAGGAGGGAGGAAAAGUUACCGCGAGGGCGGGGCCGCGCUCGGAGUCGCCCGCUGGGAGGGGGAGAGAGAGGAGCUGCGGGGCCGGGAGAUUCACUUGAAAGAGAAUGAGAUAAACAUGGAGUCUUCUAAACUGGAAUAUAUUUUGUGGGCCACAGUUAAAAGUAAAAAGAUGGACGGAAGUCAGAGAAGAGGAGUAUAAUGCCUUUCAAGUCAGAAAACAGGAGUAUAACGCCUGUCAAGAAUUUUCCAUUUCUGUGAUAUAUAUAACCUCGUGAUAUAAUACAACUCAUGAUUUACAGUAUACUUUAUUGAUAUCCCUGGAAGAAGAAGUCAAUUACUGUGCAACUUGCUUAAUAAGAACUUUUAUUCAAAUAACUUUCAUGUAUUUUAACCUUAAUGAAUUUUAACCUUAACUGGACACCAUAUGUUUUUUUCUUUUUUUUUGAAAGUUUCAUUUGAAAACUUUUAUGUGGUUAUAUUUUAACUGACAGACUGAUCCUGAUAGAUUGCUGACAGCUGCUCCUGGAAUAAGGACUUAAACCCCCUGAAUGGUUACUGUUACACAGGGCUGAAUGGAAUGUCAUGACUUUACAGCGAUUCUCUUAGGACCUUCUUCUUUGCCUUGCACCCAUCAUAUCCUUAAAUAUUUAAGUGUAAAUAGUGCAAUUAUAAACUCUGGAAAAUAAUGGCAUGGGUGAAAUUUUUAAGGAAACCUGGGGGUAACCUUGGAAAAGUUUAUCAGCCUGGAAGUAUAUUGUCCCUGGCCCCGACAAAAGGUUUAUUAAAUGAACCAGGACAAAACAGCUGCUUUCUAAAUAGUGCUGUUCAGGUUUUAUGGCAACUUGACAUAUUUCGACGAAGUUUGAGAGGUUUAACUGGACACGUGUGCCAGGGAGAUGCAUGCAUAUUUUGUGCUUUAAAGGCAAUAUUUUCACAAUUUCAACACAGUCGAGAAAAAGCACUCCCGUCAGAUAAUAUGAGACAUGCCCUGGCGGAAAGUUUUAAAGAUGAACAACGUUUCCAGCUCGGAUUCAUGGAUGAUGCAGCAGAAUGCUUUGAAAAUAUCCUUGAGAGGAUUCAUUUUCACCUAGUGCCAAACAGUGACACAGAUAUGUGUACUUCAAAAUCCUGUAUUUCUCAUCAGAAGUUUGCUAUGACACUGUAUGAACAGUGUGUAUGCCGCAGUUGUGGAGCAUCAUCAGACCCAUUGCCUUUUACAGAAUUUGUGCGUUACAUUUCUACCACGGCCCUGUGUAAUGAAGUAGAACGAAUGAUGGAGAGGCAUGAGCGUCUCAAGCCAGAAAUGUUUGCAGAAUUGCUGCAGGCAGCAAAUACUGCUGAUGACUACAGAAAGUGUCCUAGUAACUGUGGUCAAAAAAUAAAAAUUCGUCGUGUUCUUAUGAAUUGCCCUGAAAUUGUGACAAUUGGUUUAGUCUGGGAUUCAGAACACUCUGACCUGACAGAAGAGGUUAUGCGGAAUCUGGCAACACAACUUUAUCUUCCUGGGCUCUUCUAUAGGGUUACAGAUGAAAAUGCCAAAAAUAGUGAACUUUUUCUUGUGGGAAUGAUUUGCUACACAAGCCGACAUUACUGUGCCUUUGCCUUUCACACCAAGAGUUGCAAAUGGGUGCUGUUUGAUGAUGCUAAUGUAAAAGAGAUCGGAACAAAAUGGAAAGAUGUGGUCUCCAGGUGCAUUCGAUGUCACUUUCAGCCAUUGUUGCUAUUUUAUGCUAACCCAGAUGGCACAGCUGUAUCUCCAGAAGAUGCUCCAAAGCAGAUUAUUCACUGGUCUCCAAACAAAGCAGUAGGAGGAAAUGGGGAAGACUUAGGGUUUGAGAAGCAUUCUGCUCCUAAGUCAGACCACUUGAAAGAGAAUGGAAUUGGAGACUCUGCUAGUCAAAGGAGUAAUAAAAAACUUCAGCCAGAUAAUUCAGCCUUCAGCAGAAGCCACAUUCAGGCUAGUGGCGGUAGAGGUCCAGCUAAGUUAGUUUAUAAUGAUCAAAAGGACAGGCUAAAGGACAUAUCCAGAGAGUGUGCUCAGAAAGCUGCUGAUAUGAAAAACUUUUCAUCUUUACGAAAAGAUGCUGACAGAGGACCAAGAAAAGAGUCUGGGAGACAAAGAGAUCUAACUGGGGAAGAUCGUUCCAAUUUUAAGUCAGGAUCUCCUCCAGUUGGGAAUGGACUUAGACAAUGCACUGAUCAGCGCAUAUACAGCAGCCAGGGAAGAGGACCGUAUAAGCAUGACAGUGUACCUCACCAAGCAAAGCUUUCUGUACCGGUGCUUGGAACAAAUAAAAUGGAAGCUUUUACAGCUGGGGAGAAACCGAUGGUUAGGACCCGGACUGAUGGUGUCACUGGCUAUGAUACAGACUGCAGUCAAGACUCUAGAGACAAAGGAAGUAUCAUCAGCAGCAGAAGCAGAGGUAAAGGCUGGAAACCCAUGCGAGAGACGCUAAAUGUAGACAGCAUUUUCAGUGAGACUGAGAAGAAACAGCAUAGCCCGAAGCACAAGGCAACUCCGAACAGUAAAUCUAAACAUGAAAAAGAACGGAGCUUUAACCAUUGGCCGAAAGAGAACCAAAUCCAGAAAUGUUUAAUGACUAUAUAUGAAGAUGAAACAAAACAGGAUACAGGAAGUAGAAGCUCUUUGGAUUCAGAGGGGAAAGGCAAUGCUGAAAAAAUCAAAGGCUUUGCGGAGAGAAAAAUCCAUGGUGAUAACUGGCAGAUCCAGAGAACAGAAUCUGGUUAUGAAAGCAGUGAUCAUAUCAGCAAUGGAUCUGCAAAUCCAGACUCUCCUGUUACUGAAGGAAUCAAUCCAGCUGAGGUCAAGAACGUUAAAGAUGGCGCUUCCUGCAGUGAGCAGAACUUGUCAACCAAAAAAGCUGAAAAUGUGUUACAUUCCGUAUCCCAGCAGAACAGAAAUUUUUAUGACUUGAGGAAGGACCCCGUCAAUUCAGAAGUUAACUACAAACCUCACGUUAAUUUCCCAACAGAAUUACAUUUGCAGGUGCCCAGUCCUCCAGUAAAGAGGGCUGAAAUGCCUGAGAGUAAUAAGAAGCUUUUCCCAUCAUCAACUCUACAGCCAGUUCUUAAAGAGGUGGUGAAGUCAGAAAGUAGGAACAAGGCAAACGAACCGAAUUCUUCAGAGUGGCUUAACCCAGACAGGUUUGAGAAGAUGAAUGUAUCAGUAUAUUGUGCUGAUGGCAUACCCCACCCUUAUACAGAAAACGUCUGUGGAAGGAAGCCAGUCAACAAUGAUUUUCACUCCUCGUCCCAUCCGCAGCCUCUUCAUGCAAGAAUGUUUGUUCCCAAGAUGGGGUUUUUGGCUUCUGUGCCGCAGAACCCACUGGAAAGGCCCGUUGUGCUGCCCCCUCCCUGUGAGCAUGCCGGGCACCCAGUCCGCAGGGCGGAUGCUCUUUGGGUGCCAGAAGCAGUUUACCAAAAUCUUCCUCCCCCUUUACCUCCAAAGAAAUAUGCUCUGAAUGUUUUGCCAGGAUCAGAAAGUAAUUCAGCAGCUGAUGUAAAACUGACAGAAGCAUUGCAAAAUAACCCAUUAAGGCAAGUAGGUACACCUUUAAAGUCUGCAUCAGAAGCAAAUGUAUUUACAAACGAACAAAGGCUCAAAGAGCCAUUUCAAGGGAAUGAGUUGUUUGUUCAUAAACCGGAUUCUCCACCUAGCUUAUCAGUUAAUGACUUUUGGACAGUGUCUGAGAACUUCUUAAAGAAAGGAUCUCGUCAUAUGGGACCAAGUGCUGGCUAUGUGGAUGGCAAUGACAGCGUAUCCCUAACAACGUAUUUUUCAGUAGACAGUUGUAUGACUGACACAUACAGGAUGAAAUAUCAUCAGAGACCCAAGCUGUAUUUUACCGACAGUGGAAGCUUUCACAAAGAAAAGCAUCCAUCACCAGCUGGAGUAGAACUGAAUGCUCCCUACCAUGCUACUCAUGAGCCCAGGCAUCCUACAUCCGAGCAAAGGUACAAGGCAAAUGUAGAAGGCAUACAUUGCAGUAGAUAGAGCUAAAAAAAUAAAAAUAAAAAUCUGGAUCUGACUGUUGCAUUUCACAUAGUCUGUAAAUGGGCACAAGCCUUGAAUCUCUGUGUGUAAGUUGGUACCCAGUUGGCUGUACUUUGCCUAGGAGUUAUGACUCUGUAAAUGAAUAUGCAAAUAGGAGGUGAGCAGAGGAGAAGAGGUGCUAAACUUCCGGUUCUUUGAUUUAUUACUGUAGUUGCCUUAAUGCUUACCUCUGUUACUUGUCUCAUCUUCUACAGUUUAGGUUGAAAAUGGUCCCUUUAGGUGUAUGCAUCUUAGAGCAGUGGGAUCAACUAGAUGUUCCUGAUUUUUUUUUUUUUUUUUAAGAUUUAAAUAGUUGCAGUUUAAAAAGCGUUCCUUCAGACUGUGGUCACUACAUACUUAAACAAACAAAAGUGGUAAACGUAUUACCAUACAUAAUGCAGUAAAUAUAAUGGAACAAAAGUGGUAAACAUAUUACCAUAUAUAAUGCAGUAAAUACAACGGAGCAGUAUUUUCCUGAUAGGUAGCAGGAGGUUGUUUCUUCAGCUGACUUCUCUGAGAGUCUGUGCUUUCACAAACCUUCAAGUGUCUUUAAUACAAGUUUAUCCAGAGAUUUUCUAACUUAUUUAAAAGCCUUAAUAAUAAUUCUUUACAAACUGUUUUGUUUUGCAAGUGCUAGGUAAGAUUUUUAAAGGGAAUUCAAGUAAAUGGCAGUAAUGUUAUCCUAUUAAUAUACCUGCUCUGUUUGUACACACUUUUAAACUUACACAUUUAUGAGAUUUGUUCACCCUAUAAGCUAUAUACUUUAACUUAGUCAAAUUAAGUUUAACCACAUAAGCUACAACCUGGUAUAGGAAAAUAGGAUGCUAAUUUUAAAAUAUGGAUAUAUUAUAUAGCUAUCAAAUAUACAUUUUGGUAAGGUUUUAGAAUUACGGAAUCAUAAAACAGCCCAGGUUGGAAGGGACCUUUGAAAGAUAAUCAGGUCCAAUGUUUCUUGUGAAAUGGCAGCUUAGAUAGGAUUAUCUAGCAUCCUGUCCAAUUGAACCUUGAAAACUUCCUAUUAUUGGAGGCUUUCAGGAUGUGAUUGGACAGGGUGCUAGAUAAGUGUGUCCCUAUGGAGGUUGUUCCAGUGAUUGAUUGUUCUCACUGUUAAUAAAAUAAAUAAAUAAAUAAAUAAAAAAUCGUAGAUCAAGAUGAAGUCUUUCCUGGUGCAACUUGUUACCCAUUGCCCCUUGUCUUCUCUAUGUGGCUCCUUGUGGAGAGUGAGCCUCCAUCCUGUCUGUAGCCUCUCUUUAAGUACUUUAGGCAUAUUUGCUGUUUAUGUUCUGUUCUGAUUUAUUCUACAGUUGCACACAAAGUCAGUGUUGCUAUUUAUUGAACUUCCUAUCUUUUCAACUUGACAUUUUAAGCAAUGUUUAACAGGGAUCAGACAUAAUUUUACCGACAGUUUUUUCCCUCUUUGGAACAGUUCUACAAAUGGCUAAGUACUGUAAUAGCAGGUAAGUCUGACUGAACCUGCAGCCAUUCAGACUAAGGUGGCAUGAGAAGAAGAGGUUCCUCUCUUUCUCUGUUCUAGCACUCUGCCCUGCCGUUUUGGCAGGUCUGGCAUUUACUGUGUCUUUUGCUAACCUGACUUACUUCAGAAAUAAAGCAGAUUUAUUUGGCAUUUAUUUGGUUAGGAAGUUAAGUCAGUGCACGGAAGUAUUAAGUGACUGCUGGGGCAAAGCACAUGGACCAGUGAGGAUGGGGGAGAAAAGAAGGGUGAACAGGAUUUUACCCUUCUGGCAACCCUGAGCGUUAGAAAUGACCUCCUGCGUCUUGUGGUGUCAGAGGCAUCGGCUUAGGGUUCAGUUCCAGUCUGUUGUAACACUGCACAAUGUGUAAUUUAGAAUUAAUGUCAGGAAGUCCUGACACAAUCUGGAAAAAUUGAACCUUAUAAUUAUGUGUUACUGUUAACUUAAAAUUGGGGUGGUGCUGACGACAUCUAAACGUAAAUGCCUUUUAGUUAAGAAAAUAAUGCAAGCAGGUUAAAAAUGCAUGGUAAACACACUUGAUUGUGCUUGCACUGUUAGUCAGAGAGGCUUUUUUAAUGUUUAUAAAAUUUACGCGAGUUUUAGUGCUUCAACAAAAUGUUGAAAACUGUUUAGCGUGAUUAACCAAGUUACGCAUUUGGUUAUUCUUUAAGGUCAGUGUUUUAAACUACUUGUAACUUAUAGUAUAAAACUGGAACAUGAUGUAUGCAACAAACCAGGUGUCUUAGAUUAAUCUUAUUUUUGUCUUCUUGAUCAAAAUUUAUUGUAGCACUUGGAAAAAAAAAGAAUUCUAGAGUUUAUAGUGCAAAGAAUUAUGCAUGUUUAGGUAUGGUUGCUGGAAAACAGCAACUUGAAAUUAUCCCUUUGUAAGCAAAUCAGUGGAAUAGAGGAAAAAAGCCUUGAACAUGUAAGAACUUGGAAGAUUCCUUAUUGUAGUAUUUUUGAAAGAUUUCAAAACUUGUAAAUUAAUCUUUUCUAGUGUACCUACAGCCAUGUUACAUAAUAUACAUAGCCAGUUAAGUAAAACUGUCUUCUAAUACUUGUGUAAAAAACAAAGAUUACGUAAUUUUUAAAAAAUUUAUAAUUUUUAAAAAAAAAAAAAAAAAAAAAAAAAAAAAAAAAGUUUGCAAAAAUCUUGUAUUUGAAAUGACAGUAUUUUUAUGUAUAAAUAGCACAGCAACAACUGUGAAUGAUAACAGCUAUUUUUAAACAUGCAUAACAAUGUUCAUACUUCUGUACAAAAAGCAAUAUGAAUGCCUAUUACUGAUGCCAAUGAACUUGGUUUCCAUUAAGCACAACUGGUAAACUUAUUUUUAAAGUAACUGCAGUAAUUUAGAUGUACUUCCGUCUUAUUGCUUUGCUUGAAACAACCUUACCAGACAACUUCUUAGGUGACCCAUGUUUACCAGGUAUUUAAUAGUAAACAGACAGCUAAUUCAGGCACCUUUGUUUUUAUAUUUGACUCUGCACUCCGUGUAUGUAUGUAAUAUUUGCUAAUGAAUAUGUGAUAACUUGUUUUGACUUAUCUAGGGUGCCUAUUUAUUUUUUUAUAAAUGUCCCCUUCUGGCUAUAGAUUUGUAUAAGAGCCUAGAUGAUUUUUGUAACAGUAAAUACAUUAACAAGUCUUGUAAUUAAUAUAUUUUUCAGUCUUUAGAAUUAUUUUCUUGCAAAGUUCUGCUUGUUCAAACUAUCAGAUUAAAAACUUAAGAUGUCUUUGUCUCUGUUCUUUCUGUAUGCCACACACAAACCAAAACCCAAACCCACACCAAGACCCCCAUACCACAUUUUUAAACGAUGACGGUUAAUACUAAUGCUUGUAAGCUUUGAAGAGAAGGUGGUUGUUAUCAUAUUUGAAGUAAAAUUCAUUUUGUUAAAUACUGGCUUGUUAAUAAGCUAUUUAGCUUUCUAAAUACCUAUGAAAUGCAUAAAUCAAUUUUAAUACCAUAAUCCCAUAGAUUUGGUGACAACUGCUUGAUUAGUUAUACUUUAUAGUGCUACUCUGUUGGGGUAAGUGAAGUGAAGUUUGCUUUUAUGUGUAUAUUUAGGUACUCCAGGGGGUGUAUGAAAUAGCUUGAGCUCAAAGCAUCACAAGCCUGUACUUUGAUAGCUUUGUUUCCUGAGAUACGUAAAACUCUGUCUUUCAGACCUGGCUGAAGGGAAAAAAAUAAAUCACUACAGAAUAGCUUGAGAUUUCUUUUAACCUUCUAAAGUCAAUUCAGUCAACAUUUUUUCUCAAGUCUGCUUUACAAAAGAGAAAUGGAACAUUACAGUGAUUACAGUGCUUCCUUAGUAGGUUUUUCCCUUGAGAUUUCACUGUGAAAUCAUGUUGGGGAAAAAAACAGUAGCGAACUUGUCUCUUUAAUAGGCUCAUUUGAAAUAAAAUAAAAGUUAAAAAAACAAUUUUCCUCUGUGUGAGAAUGCAAUCAUAGUUCAGCUUUUUUCUAGCCCGAGUCAGGAGUGCUGAAACCACUUUUUCAUAGGUACUACCAACCCAUGUCAUAAAUACUACCAGGUACAGGUAUAAAGCUUUAAGCUCACUUCUGAACGCACAAACCUGAUAUAUAAUUGAACCUACUGUCAACUGAAGAAUUGUUUGUGAAAAAAAAGAAAAU